Messenger RNA from Fulvia fulva, 735 nucleotides. RefSeq lists its product as uncharacterized. The transcript has a single exon. NCBI's taxonomy places the organism in Eukaryota, Fungi, Ascomycota, Dothideomycetes, Mycosphaerellales, Mycosphaerellaceae. Bases 1 to 735 code for a protein of 244 amino acids. The record is from RefSeq and is a predicted model, not a curated record.
AUGCCGAAUCCGCUCCCCCGCUUCCUGCGCUGUGUGCAUGAUCUCUGCCACAAGCUACAGAGGGCUCGCUGCGCCGACGAGUGCUAUCUUCUCGCCCUCCCAGCCGAGCUCAGGAACAUGAUCUGGCACUUCGCUUGCACGGACGCACCACAUAUCGAGAUCGGUACUAGGCAGAUCCCCGCCACCCUCAUAAUCUGCAAGCAAAUGCGAGAAGAGAUGUACCUGAUGUACUACGCUCUUGGCUGCUACGCCUAUACUGACCACGGCCAUCUGCGUCAAGGCGGUCAAGACGACACAGCCUCUAUCUCGCGCUGGCUAGCAGAUAUGAGAAUCAACCAGAAGGAGAUCACGCACUUGGAACUUCGAUUGGAUGGCUCGUCUCGCGUCAUGCCAAGGACAUUCUCACAACAUCAACGAAACACUUUACCUAACUUGCUAUUACCUGAAAUUAGAUGGAUUUGGCAUAUUGACAAUGCUGCACAAGAGUCAGCUGAGGGACUGAUUUAUAGCAUCUGGUCAUCUCAGGUGCCGAUCAAGACUGUGGCGAUUGAAUUACCUUUCACAGAGUCAAAGAUGACGCGGAAGGAGUUUCGAUUUAGGUGGCGCUGGGCCAUCGAGUUGUUCUAUCGACUUGGAGAGCGACUACCAGACACGAUAUUUGUGGCUGCUGGUGGCACGACCCACACUGUGUCCUUUCUCAGAGCCAUUCAGAUCGUUUACCUGACCAGUACAUGA